This is a messenger RNA of Stegastes partitus (bicolor damselfish), 2960 nucleotides long. RefSeq names its product synaptosome associated protein 47 (gene snap47). The record is from RefSeq and is a predicted model, not a curated record. Bases 47 to 1324 code for a protein of 425 amino acids. Gene Ontology annotation, biological process: exocytosis; synaptic vesicle priming; synaptic vesicle fusion to presynaptic active zone membrane. Gene Ontology annotation, cellular component: SNARE complex; plasma membrane. The transcript is spliced from 5 exons. NCBI's taxonomy places the organism in Eukaryota, Metazoa, Chordata, Actinopteri, Pomacentridae. Gene Ontology annotation, molecular function: syntaxin binding; SNAP receptor activity.
CUGGAUUACACUCUGGACAAAGUGAACGUCUGUGUCUCCUUUCAAAAUGAGCCGGGACGUUGCCAUCCACAGCUGGCCUGGCUCCUAUUACAUCAACAGUGAGAAGCGGUGGGAGAGUGGAACCCUGUCCCUCACCAGAACCACGCUGCGCUUCGUCUCCAACCAGAGUAAGGAGAGUCUCGCCAGUUUCCGUCUCUCCCGGAUCAUGGAGAUCAAGAUGGAGUCGUCUAGUUUCAUCUUCAGCACUCUCACGGUGCUCGAAGAGGGCAAUGUGAAACACUGGUUUGGUUCUCUAAAGCCCAACAGGGUGGUGGUUUAUAAUGUGCUGGAGCAUUUCUGGAGAGAACGCCUUCUUUCUCCCGGUUCAGAGGCCCGAGGAGCUGAGUGUCAGCCCUCUAAAGGGAGAGAGCUGAUCAACCUGGUAGCAGGAGCCCAGAGAAGACUGGAGGACACUGGGAGAGUCCUCAGCCACCAGGGAGAGCAGUUUGACAACAUGAUGCAGGGUCUGGAGAAGAUCGACUCUGACUUGGGCGUGGCUGACAAACUUCUGUCAGAACUGGAGUCUCCCUCCUGGUGGCCUUUUGGUAAACUCCCCUGGAAGACUCAGCAGGAGGCCAAGGCCGAGGACGCAGCAAGAGCUGCUGCUGCUGCUGCUGCUUCAGCAGCGAGAGGUUCUAGUAGGAACAAGGUGAUCAGCAGCAUCCCUGCUGUCGUGUCCAAAGGUGGAGACUCGGACUUGAAGCCUGGUUGCUUGCUAGUGCUGGUGUCCUCACUGGAAGUGAGAGACACAAACUGCCAACUUCUUCACCGAUUUGAAAGAAAUGAAAUUGACGAAAUCAGAGUGCACAGUCCCUAUGAGAUCACUGUUAGACAGCGUUUCAUUGGGAAGCCCGAUAUAUGUUACAGGUUCCUGUCUGCCAAGAUGCCAGAGGCGCUGUCAGUGUUAGAGAUGCAGUACAAGAAGAAGGUGGAGUUCACAGGCGAAUACACGGCUUUCAAGGCGACUCCUCUUUCAUCUCCAUGUGACCCAGAAGGGACGAGCUGGAAUGAAGGUUUGCUGCAGAAGUGCCAAGACACAGAGCUCCCACUGGAGGUCCCAGCAGGAGAGCUGUCCCAGUUGCAGGUGCAUGUCCUCCAGCCAUCUGUCAGUCAAGCUGAGGCCCAGGAGCUCAAACAGAUGCUGAUGCAGCUGAAGAACCUCGCCCUGGAGGCAGAGACGGAGCUGGAACGGCAGGACGAAGUUCUGGACGUCCUGACGAGCUCGACGGACCGAGCCACCAUGCACAUAGAGAAGCACACCUGCCGCAUGAAGAGACUGCUGUAGCGCCGACAGCUCAGGAGACGCACGGUCGCCACGUCCCUUCUGAGAAAACAACGUACUGUACGCCUCCUCAUUGUCCACACGGUAUCGGUACGAUUCUGGAAAUAAAGCUGUAGAGUCUCGCAUUUAGUCCGAAUAGUUCACAGGAUUUCUACUACAUGUGAUGGUUCAGCAUCAGUGGUUUCUAGGAAGUACAGCAACGUUCACUUAGCGCUCACCAAAAUACCUGAAAUUUGCACAUCAGUGAUUAAUACAAGAUGAGGAUGUAGGAAAUGUCUCAUAUUGACAAAAGCUGACCCUUAUGUCAAGUCAAAUCGAAAUAAAAACAAAGUCUAAACGUGUGAUUGAGACAAAUCCGCCGUCUUUGUGAACAGUAGAACGGUUCUCCCUCUAAAUGCAUGACCUGCACCUGCGGCUAGUGUUGCUACCGUUGCAUCUGGCUUAUAUGCUUUUAGCUACAUGGCUUUUUGAAAACACAUUUUUAAUUUUUUUUGGAUGUAGAAUAAGGAAACAAUAGUUCUGUGGGAGGGAAGGCAGGCGUUACUGUAAAACCAUAAUGGACACAGGAGUAGAAUAAAGGUUCAUCCCUCACUUCGUGCUUGGCUCGGCCUGAUAGAUCCCCAUGAAAACAUGUGUAGGGGAAGCUAACGAGAGGCCACACCCGCGUCAGAGUUCUAGCUGCUGAUUGCUGGUGUCACCUGAGCGGGAGCUGAGGGACUUAGCAUGAAACCUCAGUGCAUGCCACGCGCUCCCAGCAGGUGAAGGACGACGAGUCUAUCAGAGGAGACACGCAGCAGCUCGAACCAGUGAAGAAGAAAAGGGACGAAAGAAAGACGAAAACAGCUGGAACAUUUACUGACUCUGCACAAACUAAUUCAAAACAAGCUGCAUGUUGUUUCUGUCGGUGUUAUUUACCAGACGGGUGUAAGGGUGACGGAGAAACCGGAUUUCAUUAUAGUUGUUUUUCUCCAAUUUAGAUCUAAGGUUUAGAUUAUAGACUGACGGGUGGAGUUAGCCGGUGUCUGAUGAUGUACUGCCAUUCUUCCUUUUUACAACCUGUCCCCGUUAAAAGCGUCUUUCUCAGGUCCUCGGCGUCGCUCAUCCUCUCUGGACGGCGUUCCCCUGUGGAUAAACGUUGCAUGUCUCAAUACUGCUGCUUCGUAUCGCACCAAGUGAAAACCAGUGUAUAGCAGAAGACUGUAAAUGUGCAAUUAAGUUAUGGAACAGAAUAGAGAACACUCCCUUUUAUUUGUUUGUUUGUUUUUUAAAGACUAUUAUCAUCAAACUACUUCACAUCUACUGUACCUGCCUGACACUAUUCUAGAUCUGUAUUAUCUGUAAAUGACGCGUGUGCUGUAGUUCUGUACUUUGGUUGUGCUCUGUCACCACUGUGAACUCGUACUUAGCCAUUAGCUGAACUUGAGAUAUCUGUACCGACUUUAAAAAUGAUCUCAGUGCUUCUUUUUGUCGAUAAUGAUGAUUUAUCUUGGCACAGGAUAAACGAUUAGCUUUAAAUAUAAGGGAAGUCUGUCCGCAUCGUCGUGAACAUCGAAUGAAUUCCUUUUUAUCAGCUUGGAAGUCGUCACCGUUUGAAGUCUGUAAUGGCGUUUAAUUUGCAAUAAAACUGAAGUGAGUUCGA